AUGUCGUAUGUCUCGUCGAGCGCGUUGCCUCAGGCGCUCCAAACAGGGUUUGCAUCGCGGUUGCGGCUAGGACAGACUUCGUUGUUUAUUCACACACAACCUACUAUUCGGGCGCACAAACGUGCAGCGGCGGCAGUGUUCAACUACGCAGAGAUCGAGGAGGAUUUUGACGACGACGAUGACGAAGACCCUACGUUUGGAUCCGGUCCCCGAAUGGAACGCAAGCAGGAGCCGCGCAGAACGGAGUCCAAGAAGCUUGCGAUGAAAACAAAACACCCUAAUUAUAGCGAGCAACAGCUGGCUAACCUGGCAUCAACUGAGGAGGUGCUCGUGCCUCUGCGGCUGUCUUUAGAGUACGAGGAUUACCGGAUUACCGAUUUUUUGAUGUGGAAUAUCAACGAACCUUCACUGACGCCUGAACUAUUUGCUACAAUUACCUGCAAUGACCUGGAACUGCCGGUAGGCUACACUGCGAACAUUGCGAACUCUAUGAAGUCACAGAUCGCCGAAUACACAGAGUUGGCACAGAUAAGAUUGCCAAGCGAUGCAGGCAUUCGUGUGGUGAUUCAUUUGAGCGUUAAUCUCGACAAGCAGCUUUAUGAAGAUAAGUUUGAGUGGGAUCUGGACUCGGCAGUGACUCCCGAGGAGUUUGCGCGUACAGUUGUUGCUGAUUUGGCAAUAAGCGGCGAGUUUUACCCGGCAAUUGCUCAUGCCUUACACGAAGCUAUUCUACGAAUGAAGCGGGAGUUCAUCGAAGGUCAUGCCCCCGUUGACUCAGAUAACCAGGCAGCCUUCAACCAAAGUGCCGGCUGGCGUAUGGACCAAGAAGGUCUUGGAGAAGACUGGGUGCCCACAAUUGAAGUGCUGACCCAGGAGGAAAUUGAACGCAGAGAAGUUGAGCGCGAACGCAUGAUUCGCCGUAUGAAGCGGGAGUCUGCCCGCAUUGGCACUUCCGAAUUCGAGCUCGGCGGCCUCUUCGGACGGAAACGCCGGCGCAGAGAAUCUCCCGCCGUUGGUUCGCCGUGGUGA
This is a messenger RNA of Wickerhamiella sorbophila, 1029 nucleotides long. Its product is annotated as Chromatin structure-remodeling complex subunit SFH1. Gene Ontology annotation, biological process: regulation of transcription by RNA polymerase II; chromatin remodeling. The transcript has a single exon. Gene Ontology annotation, cellular component: nuclear chromosome; RSC-type complex; nucleus. NCBI's taxonomy places the organism in Eukaryota, Fungi, Ascomycota, Dipodascomycetes, Dipodascales, Trichomonascaceae. Bases 1 to 1029 code for a protein of 342 amino acids. The record is from RefSeq and is a predicted model, not a curated record. Gene Ontology annotation, molecular function: transcription coregulator activity.